CUAUUUUUGUCACUCACGCUAGAUGGCGCCACAUGUUUUGUCGAAUUUUUAAAAAUAAAUUUUCAAUAUUUAUUUAUACCAGAAAAGAAGCCUCGUUCGGAAAAAUGUUUUUUGACCUACCUUCCUUUUAAUAUAGGACUUUCUAUUAGUACCUUUUUUACUUACUUUUUCAAGUAGAUUCAUCUCCUUUACGAUUGUGCCAUCAGAUAAGGAAGAUUCUGUAUAACCUUCCAUUCAAUGUCAUGUUAAAAAGUUUUGUUUACCUUCGACGGAAUCUGUAGUCUAACCUCUUUUCCUUCCUAAAUCUACAUAUAUAAAUCAGUAAAACUUGACAAAUGAUGUCCAGUACGAUUAAUCAUAAGUUAUUUUAUAAUACUGUUCUGUCACAAACAUUUUCCCCAGAUGGAAAUUAUUUACUGGCUGGAAAUAUUUACGGAGAUGUUUCAGUUUUCGAGUUAUCAAAAGCUCUAGGUCCUCGUAAAGCAGAAGAAAAUGAGUUACAAGGACCUAAUUAUCGCUUUACUGCUCAUCCUGACCAACAGGUAGAGAGUAUGGUUUCGACAGAUAAUUUUUUGGUGACAGGAACAUCUGGGGAAGUAUGCGGAUGGGAUUGGAAAAUAGUUACCUCUAGCAAAGCACCAAAAAGUAAAGUUUCAUGGACUGUACAGAUGCCAGUUAAUAAGGACAGCUAUGAAAAACCAGAUGUGAAUUACAUGGUAUACUCCAAAUCAAAUCAUCUUUUAUAUGUUGGAUGUGGUGAUAAUAAUAUUUAUGUAAUUACCUUAGAAGAUGGUAGAAUAGUCAGAAGUUUACAAGGACAUACAGACUAUAUCCAUUGUCUGUCUUUAAUGGGUAAUCAGUUAGCUUCCUGUGGGGAAGAUGGAACAGUAAGAUUAUGGGAUUUAAGAAAAAAAGAAAAUACCAAUAUAUUAACACCUUAUUUGGUAGAAAAGGUAGCCAGGCCAAGGUUAGGCAAGUGGAUUGGUGCCAUAGAUUUUACAGAUGACUGGUUGUUAUGCGGUGGUGGUCCGUCUUUAUCCUUGUGGCAUAUACGCACGAUGGAAGCAGCAACUGUGUUUCAUCUUCCAGACGAAGGGAUUCACGUAGCAAACAUUUACGAGGAACGUGUAAUUGCUGCAGGAGCAGCGCCUCACGUUUAUCACUUAACGUAUCAAGGAGAAACAUUGGCCAAAGUGCCAACUUCUAGUAACACCGUUUACAGUAUUAUUUACCAAGAAACUCCACAGAAAGUAAUGAGUAUAGCCGGCUGUUCGAAUAAUCUUGACGUUUGCACAAACUUUAACUAUCGUGAAUUAAUGUUAAAGUUUGCGUAAUAACAAAACAAACAUGUUUUCCAUGCGAUCUGUGGAAGAAAAACAAUCUCAUGGGGUUUAUAUAUUUUUAAAUAAAUAUAUUAAUACAAUAUGCAUUUUAUAAAAUAUAGUAUAAAACUUUUUACAAAUAUACAAGUAUCCGUUCGUUAA
This is a messenger RNA of Osmia bicornis bicornis, 1484 nucleotides long. It is a transcript of the gene thoc6, whose product is annotated as THO complex subunit 6 homolog. Gene Ontology annotation, biological process: mRNA export from nucleus. The record is from RefSeq and is a predicted model, not a curated record. Gene Ontology annotation, cellular component: transcription export complex; THO complex. Lineage: Eukaryota; Metazoa; Arthropoda; Insecta; Hymenoptera; Megachilidae. The coding region runs from base 336 to 1334 and encodes 332 amino acids. Gene Ontology annotation, molecular function: protein binding. The transcript is spliced from 5 exons.